Molecule: messenger RNA, 996 nt
Organism: Peronospora matthiolae
Lineage: Eukaryota; Oomycota; Peronosporomycetes; Peronosporales; Peronosporaceae
Source: the annotation of a GenBank genome assembly
AUGGCAGCGAUAGUCGACUGGACGUGGCUCUACGCGACCCCCAACGGCAUCGUGGCGCUUCAGGAGCUCGACUCGGAUGUUGUCACCCUCAAGCGACCUCGAAGACCAACUGAUCUUCCGGUCGCCGUUCGUUGUAUCGUGCUAGUCACGGAGCUGAGCUUAGUCAGUGGUGGCGCCUUCAUGCUGCUGUUGACGAGCUCCUCGAUUGGAGUGCUAGUGCGCAGCCCCUCACACGUGCUACUUGCAGCAACUGCGAACGAUCCAGUGGUGGAGGACACGUUCGUCCAGAUCUGCGAGACUGUAGCGUUCGGAUACGGCCUUGUGGCUUCCAUGAGCUGCUUCUUUCGUCGAUCCAAGCAAGACCUGGCACAAAGACUCACGGGAUGUGGAUGGUGCGGUGUCAAGACCAUUAGUGUAUCAGUGGCCAUACACUCUGCAGCUAUACUCGUGCUCGUACUGCUGCAGGAACAGGCUAAAGUGCAGGUUCUAGUGUCGUGGUGCAAUGUCGAAGCAGCGAUGCAUCAGUCGGACAGACCACUUGCAACGGCAGAGAUCGUACAGAACCUAUUGCUUGCACCAGUAAAGGAGGAGCUCUUUUUUCGAGGAGCAGUGGUGCUAGUGACCAUCAAUCGGAUGCAAAGUGUCAAGUGGAGCGCUGCUGUCUCCGCUAUUUUGUUCGCUACUAUCCAUCUGGCCAACACGAGGCACGUCGGAGCACAAUACUCGGUAUCCUACGUGGCGUUUCAGGUGCUUUGGGCAUUUCUAGUUGGGCUCUUUCUCGCUCUCAAGUUUGCAGUCUCCGGGUCCGUUGUCGUAUGCCUCGUGUUGCAUGUCAUCAACAACACGUUCGCUUUGGCGAUGUCCAAGACAACUGAAGUCAGUCUCACACACCCACUCGUCGCGUUCUCAGUAAUCGCGGCAGUGGUGAUCUACUGCUUGGCAAUUACAAAGCAGCUACAACGGCUUCGACCUGUACAACUGAAGAAACAGCUUUGA